AUGGAAAAGGAACAGUGGCCGCAAGCUGGGCAGCAGGACACGAAAUUUGAAGGUGGCAUGAACUUUACUGGGCAGCCGCCAGGGGUCUUCAACUCUGUGGACGACUACUUGGAUAUGGACGACGCGCUGCAGAGCUACCUGACCUCGUUGGGUGGCAACUCCAUUCCACAAACAGUACCGUAUGGCGAUGGGGCGGCUGCGAGAUCGAAGAGCUCCAAGGCGAUUGGGGACAACGGGGCAGCAGUGGGCAAGGGUGCGCCAAUGUUCAUUGGGGGUGAGGUGGCGCCAGGAGUUAGUCCUAGGACAAUCCAGGGUGGCGGGGGCUCGGGACCGUUCGUGUUCACUGGAGAGGAGGAGAGCGGAUACGGUGGGCGGGGUUCGUCCGAGAGCGGGUCUGGUGGGGCGCCCGCCAGGCAGCAGCGCAAGCGGCGGGAAGAGAACGAGCCUGAAGAGCGGUCUGCAGAGAAGAAGCAGCAGGUCAUGCAGGAGAAGAACAGACUGGCACAGAGGCGCUUCCGCGAGAGGCAAAAGGCAAAGGUGCAUGGGCUGCACAAGGAGAUCGAAGACCUGCGUUCCACUGUGGAAAAUCUGCAGCUGGAGAACGGAUCACUGCAGAGCCAGAAUGGCAUCCUCCAGAAGGUGCUGGCGAUGAGGGACGAACAGAUCAGGGUGAUGCAGGAGAGCAGCAAGCAACUCUUGGAGGCUGCACCAGAGGCCGAUGUUGAAGGAGUCCAGUUGGCCCGGACGACUGUUACUCUGUCAGAGUUGCGGAAGGGAUCCGUGAUGCGCAUCACUGCAGACAAUCUGAAGAAGAUGACGCCAGAAGAGGUCAUAAAGAUCUGGCAGGACUAUGUGACAGAGAUAUCAUCGGCACUGGUGGAGGCCAGCUCCGAUGGAGAUGCUGAAGCCCGUAUAGAGAAGCUCAUCAAUGAAGUGUGCAUGUUGUGCAUGCGCUUUGCAGUGCUAAACCCCGUGUCCUGCAAAAUGUGGACGACACGGCAGUACCAUCUGUCAGAGGCAGAGGAGCUCAAGCGCUGGCAGUCGGUGAUCACGACACUGGACAUGUCUAAGACCCAAAAGGAAGAGAUCGUGGCACUGAGGAAGAUGCUGCUGCAGAAGCUGCAGCAGCUGGUGGAGGAGCGACGGCAGCUGAACAUGACGAUCCAGACGACGCUGCCCAGCUCGACUGUGGGGCACAGAAUAGACCUGGAGUACCUGAAGGCCAACCAGGCAGUCGUUCGCCUGAAGGAGAUCCUCCGCUCUGAGCACAACGCCAUGCUCGACUUUGUGGGCACUAUUGUGAAAAAGGUGCUGAAGCCCAUUCAGGUGGCCCGCCUGAUGGUCCAGGCCUACCCGUCCAAGCCCGACGUCCUUGCUGUGGCGUCUGCUGUGGCCAUCGACUGUGGCGUGGACGUGAUGGUACUCCCUGAGCCCAUGAAGCCAAUUCCCUUCCUGCCUUCGGGAGCCCCCAAUCCAGAAACCAACCUACUGGAGGGGCAGCCAGGACCGAUGGCCAUGGGCUACUGCCAGUCUGGUGCAGGGUUGUCCGAAGAUGCGUCGUCGACGCUGGAUCCCAAUCUCAAUGUGCCAGUCUAG
Molecule: messenger RNA, 1596 nt
Organism: Ostreobium quekettii
Lineage: Eukaryota; Viridiplantae; Chlorophyta; Ulvophyceae; Bryopsidales; Ostreobiaceae
Source: the annotation of a GenBank genome assembly